UGCUGGAGCCUCUGGGUCCUCAGUAUCCAAAGGCCAGAGUGUCAGACAGCAUGGCCCCUCUACUGCACACGUUAGCCUCAGCACUGCUCCUGAGUUCUCUUGCCUAUGCGCAAACUCGUGGGGACUAUCCUGCAGGCUGUGAUCCACGUGAUGGAUUUGGAACCUACUGUCCAACCACAUGUGGAGUAGCAGAUUACCUUGACAAGUAUAAACCAGGAGUGGAGAAGGAUCUAAAAUAUAUGGAGAACAUAUUAGAUGACAUUGCCAACACUACCGAGGGGGCCCAAGAGAAGGUCAACUAUAUGAAAGACCAGGCAACACAAGCCCAGAAGACCUCUUCAGACCUCUACAUCAAGAAGUCAACCAAUAUGUUGGAUGAUAUUCUACGCUAUGAGAAGACCAUUGUGUCUCAGGAAGAGCAGCUAUAUGCACUUCAACAAAUUCUAGACUCCACUACCAAGGACAUGCUGAAUCUUAGACAGCUGUCUCUUCAGCUGGAGCAGAAGUGCAUGGAGCCCUGCAAGGAGACUGUGACGAUCCAGCCCACCACAGGCAAAGACUGUCAAGAUGUGGCUAACAGAGGUGCCAAGGUCAGUGGCCUGUACUUCGUAAAACCAGACCAGGUGGACGAGGAGUUCCUGGUGUAUUGUGAGAUCGACAGCUUUGGCCGUGGGUGGACUGUACUCCAAAGGAGACGUGAUGGCAGUGUGGAUUUCAACCGAAACUGGAUCCCAUACAAGGAAGGUUUUGGAUACUUCUCUCCAGAUGACACCACUGAGUUCUGGCUGGGUCUUGAGAAGAUACACAAGUUGUCUGUGCAGUCAAGCAUUCCUUACGUACUGAGGGUGGAGAUGAAGGACUGGAACGGAAUGACAAAGUAUGCUGACUACUCCAUGUUCCGAGUGGGCUCAGAGCAGGACAUGUAUCGUCUGACCUAUGCCUUCUACAGUGGUGGUGAUGCUGGAGAUGCCUUUGAUGGCUUCGACUUUGGUGAUGACCCAAGCGACAAGUUCUACACAUCCCACAAUGGCAUGCAGUUCAGCACACCCGACAAAGACAAUGACAAAUAUGACGGAAACUGUGCUAAGCAGGAUGGAUCAGGAUGGUGGAUGAAUCGUUGUCACGCUGCUCAUCUUAAUGGAAAAUACUACCAGGGUGGCCAUUACUCAGAAAAGGAUGCUGGCGAAAAUGGUUAUGAUAAUGGCAUUAUUUGGGCUACAUGGCAGAGCCGCUGGUACUCACUGAAGGAGACAACAUUGAAGAUGAUCCCCAUCAACAGGCUGCAUGCAGGAGGGCAGCAAGCUGGAGUCAAGCAGGUUGGAGAUAUGUAAGGGCCACCUCUGGAGACCUCCACUCGGACAUUUUUUGUUUUGCACACUGUUGUUUUCUCUAUAUGAUCAUGUCGGUACAGAGCUGAGUUUUUGUUCGGAUAUGACCAAUGAAUAAAUGUUUUCUGUUUUCUAAAAGCA
Messenger RNA from Alosa alosa (allis shad), 1469 nucleotides. RefSeq names its product fibrinogen gamma chain (gene fgg). NCBI's taxonomy places the organism in Eukaryota, Metazoa, Chordata, Actinopteri, Clupeiformes, Clupeidae. The record is from RefSeq and is a predicted model, not a curated record. Gene Ontology annotation, biological process: platelet activation; protein polymerization; blood coagulation. The transcript is spliced from 9 exons. Gene Ontology annotation, cellular component: fibrinogen complex. Bases 51 to 1331 code for a protein of 426 amino acids. Gene Ontology annotation, molecular function: signaling receptor binding.